Messenger RNA from Ornithodoros turicata, 615 nucleotides. RefSeq lists its product as uncharacterized. The record is from RefSeq and is a predicted model, not a curated record. NCBI's taxonomy places the organism in Eukaryota, Metazoa, Arthropoda, Arachnida, Ixodida, Argasidae. Bases 1 to 615 code for a protein of 204 amino acids. The transcript has a single exon. Gene Ontology annotation, molecular function: nucleic acid binding. Gene Ontology annotation, biological process: DNA integration.
AUGACAUCUACAACGACAACAGCACUUAUCGAGACCUUGCGGCCCAUUUUCGCUACCUUUGGAAUACCACGACUACUGGUGACGGACAACGGUACAGCGUUCACUUCGCGAGAAAUGGCUGUCUUCUGUCAAAAGAAUGGCAUUCGUCACAUCACCUCAGCGCCCUUCCAUCCUGCCACAAAUGGACAAGCUGAACGGAUGGUGGUGGAGACGAAGUUGGCGCUCAGGAAGCUCACAAAGGGCAGUAUCGUGUGCCGUCUCGCUCGAUUCCUGUUUCGACAGCACACCACCCCGCACACCACGACGGGAAGAUCUCCAGCAGAACUAAUGUUCGGCCGUCAACUGAAAACAGCACUCCACGCUAUUCACCCAACGAGCAACAACUCGGGUGACCACGAACAGCCCCCAAUGCACGCAAAGGUGUACACCGUCAACCAGCGAGUGAUAAUGCGAGAUUUUCAGGGCAAACCCCAUUGGGUGCAAGCGGUAGUGCUGCGACGUGUAGGACCUCGCUCAUACCUUCUCCGUACAAGGAUGGCAAGCUACGUCGAAGACAUAUUGACCAUUUACGAGACUUUGAGGAUGUACCAACGCAGUGCAGCGCUGCGGAAAUGA